Trematosphaeria pertusa is the source of this 1758-nucleotide messenger RNA. RefSeq lists its product as uncharacterized. The transcript has a single exon. The record is from RefSeq and is a predicted model, not a curated record. Lineage: Eukaryota; Fungi; Ascomycota; Dothideomycetes; Pleosporales; Trematosphaeriaceae. Bases 1 to 1758 code for a protein of 585 amino acids.
AUGCGUCUCAACCCAAUUUCAUUCCUCAAGCGUGUCUGGAGCUCCGCGCCUGCAAGCGCCUCUCCGACCUUCACCAAUAACUCGCUUCCUGCGGUUGACCUUUCGACGGUGAGCACAGGCAAUGCCCAACAGCCCGCUGCGAAUCUUCCAUCAAGUCCAAGCCUGUUCGCUGGAGCGCCAGGUAAGUCGAGCAAUAAGGCACGCCUCAUAGCUGCGAAUGCCUACUCCUACUCUCCCUCUGUCGCGCCUUCCGCUUACACUGCCUUCCCAGCUUACGUCGGUCUCACGGGAAGGCCGCUUCGCAAUAUACCGGCACCGACUACCUUGCUGUUUCCUCAGCCUGUUCAUGCCACCUGCAGCUCUCGCACGCCGUCCACUUCCACCGCCGACAGCGUCGACAUCGACAUGACGGACGCACCAGAGCAAGUUCCUACUCCUCCUUCCUCACCUCCUGGCAAAGACGACAUCCCAGCUGCCCCAGAGGCCACUUCAAGCGCAUCUGACGCUGGUACAUCUACUUCCUCGCCUCCUGGCAAAGACGACAUCCCAGUUGUCCAUGAAGCUACUCCGAGCGCAUAUGACGCUGGCACAUCUACUUCCUCGUCUCCUGGCAAAGGCGACAUCCCAGUUGUCCAUGAAGCUACUCCAAGUGCAUGUGACACUGGUACAUCCACUCCCGACGCCGACACAACCCGUCCCAAACUGCAGCCGAAGCGCCAGCAGGAUCGCCAUGUCACUCCUCGCCUCAAGUGUGAUAUCGCCGCCGAGAUCAUCAUGGAAGACGACGACGGCACAUUGCCCGAGCGAUACCUAGGGACAUGGCAAGGCAUCCGCUUCCACUCGCCAGACUACGCCGCCACGGCCUGCAACGGCUCAGGGCUUCAUCAUCUCGUUUGCGGACAUUUCGUCACCUCGGAUUCUCCCUGCGGUCUCAAUUGCUGCACUCCGUCCUUUGACGUGGGGCCCUUCAACUGCCCUCAAUGCCGCGACACCGUCCUGACCGUCAUCAAGAAACAGCUGUCGGACGCAGAGAAGGCCAAGUUGGAAGCAGCUGCCAAAGCGAAACACGAGCCUUACGCCGUUAGCUAUCUUGUCGAAUGUGUCUCGAGACGCGUCGAGUUAAAGGCUAACGUCACCGAGACGGUCAUGAGCAUAUUGCGUCCUAAGAGCUAUGGUCGCAAGUGCGAGGAGGCCGAGUCACCCAACUUACGUAUGGGUGACAUCGCUCGGCAGAUCGCAGACAUGCUAGUGUAUGGGGCGGAGAAGGAAUUUGCGCGGGAGAACACGCCGAUCCCGCAUGAGAAGCGCAAAGCAGUGGAAGAGGAGAUCGAGUUAGAGGUCACGAGCGACAAACAUACCGGCAAGAAGCGGAAGCCGAAUCCAGACACGCACCACAACCCUCUCCCCACCGAAAAGCGUGGGAGGAAGAGGACCUCCGAGACGCAGACCACCGACGCCCACUUGCGGCCUAGAACGAAGAAGAUCAAGACCACGCCUCCCGUUCAGAACGGAGAGGCUUCAUAUCAGUCACCACCACCCAGCGCCGUUCGGCCGCUCGCUCGCAAGCGCCACAGCGAGAGCGACAACGACGCAGCGGACGCUAACAAGCGUUCCCGGCUGACAGCUGCACAGAAGGAAGACGGGAACGCCACGGCGAUGUGGGACGAGAAGUGUCCUGAGCCGGAGUGGGUUCGUCGGGCGAAGAUGGCCAAGGCCUUUGAGGAUUUGGUGGAGAAUGAUGAGGAGGAGGAGCUAUGA